CAACGACACUCCGACCGCAAAGCAGCCUGGGUGCAAAGGCUGUUGUAAACAUGGCGGCCGCAGUGGGGAGAGUUCUGUCCUUCAGUAGAAAUGCUAAGGUGCUUGUCUCACCUUUGAGGCUGUCUGCUGUGCCUGUUCACCGCUACAGUGUCGAGGUGUCCAGCACCGGAGAGCCCGUCACUCACACCGGACAGGUGUAUGAUGAAAACGAUCACAGGAGAGCCAGAUUCACUGGCAGACACAAAGAGGUGAAUCAGAACUUUGCCAUCAAACUGGUGGCGGAGGAGCCAGUGACUGACAUUGAGGCCAGAGUGGUGUCCUGUGAUGGAGGUGGAGGAGCCCUGGGUCAUCCCAAAGUCUACAUCAACCUGGACAAAGACACAAAAGUGGGCACAUGUGGCUACUGUGGAUUACAGUUCAAGCAGAAGCAUCAUCACUGAAACAUUCUCUGUCUCUGCUCCUCUGUGUAAAUCGCCAUAUUGGUUAAUAAAUUAUAUGUUGUCUGUC
This is a messenger RNA of Plectropomus leopardus (leopard coralgrouper), 507 nucleotides long. RefSeq names its product NADH:ubiquinone oxidoreductase subunit S6 (gene ndufs6). Lineage: Eukaryota; Metazoa; Chordata; Actinopteri; Perciformes; Serranidae. Gene Ontology annotation, cellular component: respiratory chain complex I. The record is from RefSeq and is a predicted model, not a curated record. Gene Ontology annotation, biological process: mitochondrial electron transport, NADH to ubiquinone.